Molecule: messenger RNA, 1539 nt
Organism: Kluyveromyces marxianus DMKU3-1042
Lineage: Eukaryota; Fungi; Ascomycota; Saccharomycetes; Saccharomycetales; Saccharomycetaceae
Product: PDK/BCKDK family protein kinase
Exons: 1
Coding region: 1-1539 (512 amino acids)
Biological process (GO): protein phosphorylation; regulation of glucose metabolic process
Cellular component (GO): mitochondrion
Molecular function (GO): pyruvate dehydrogenase (acetyl-transferring) kinase activity
Source: RefSeq, a predicted model, not a curated record
AUGGGUGUUAAGUUUCCAAGUUCCCUUUUGAAUAAGAUAUGGCAUUAUUCGGAGGUGCCGCAAACCGCUGUUUCCUUGAGGCAGAUGUGCCAAUUUGGGUCACAUCCCACGCCUGGGUUGAUGUUUAAGGCAUCUUGCUUUCUGCUAAACGAAUUGCCUGUACGAUUAGCGCACAGAAUCAAGGAGUUGGAAUCGCUUCCAAGAGAAUUGAACAAGGUGGAAGAGGUUAUCACUGUUAGAGAUUGGUACACGCAGUCUUUCCAGGAGCUCUACGAGUUCUGCCAUGAUGAGUCUCAAAACCACGGUGCUAUCUACCAGUCUCUUUUCUACGGAUCGAAGACUGCUAAUGUGGAUAGUCUUGCCAAGAUGCUAUUUACACAGGAGGAAAUGGAGACUAUGAAACAAGCUCAAAACGCCAAGAAUAGUCUCUAUUGCAAGCACAAAAAAUUUGUAGAUGACGGGAUUGUGAUGAAGAUUCCUGGGCCCCAGUCGCAUACUUCUAGCCAACCGAUAAACACUAAUGGACUCGUACCUUUGCCUCAAAAAUACUUUUCGCCGUUACCAGCUUCUACGGUAAAAGAAUGGAGCAAGUCGCAGGAUUUCUACCAGUUUUGGCCCGCUGAUCUUUUGCUCUUCAACAGAAGCUUUUAUAAUGUACUUCAAAGAAUCAAAGAACGUCACGAUGCUACCGUGAUAACGUUGGCAAAAGGUGUGUUGAAGUGGAAGAAAACCCACCAACAAAACGUCGUAGACGAUUCGAUCCAGUCUUUCUUAGAUAGAUUUUAUCUCUCGAGAAUCGGAAUAAGAAUGCUCAUCGGCCAGCACUUGGCUCUAUUGGAAUCUGCUAGACAACCAGCACAGGAGCCCAUGGAUGAAGAUGACGAAAAUUGGGUUGGUAUCAUAUGCACUAAAACAAACAUUACUCAAUUGGCAAAAUCCGCUAUAGACAACGCCCGUCAUAUCUGUGCAGAUCAUUACGGUUUGUACGAAGCUCCUAAAGUUCAACUUUUAACCUUCCCAUUGGACUAUCGUCCUUCAACGGAGGGAACUACAAGUUGCACGAACGAAGCACCCGAUAUCGAAUUCAUGUACGUCCCAGGACAUUUGAUUCACAUGUUGUUCGAAACCUUAAAAAACUCCCUAAGAGCCACUGUAGAGAAAGUCAUUGCUAAAAACAAAUCCAAGGAUAGAUACGAUUUGACUUUCCCUGAUAUUAAAGUUAUUAUAACGGAAGGUACUGAAGACUUGACGGUAAAAAUCUCCGAUGAAGGUGGUGGUAUUGCAAGGUCCAACAUGCCUUUGGUGUGGACAUAUCUUUACACUACCAUGCCUGAAGAUGAACAAAUUGGUCUCAUGUCUGAAGAAUUGAGUCAAAAUUUCAGGAUACCAAUGGCUGGUUACGGCUACGGACUAGCUCUCAGCAGAUUAUAUGCCCGUUACUUCGGUGGGGAUCUAAAGUUAAUGUCCAUGGAAGGAUUUGGGACCGAUGUUUAUUUACAUUUAAACAGACUAAGCACCAGUAGCGAACCUCUCCAGUGA